Molecule: messenger RNA, 2010 nt
Organism: Verruconis gallopava
Lineage: Eukaryota; Fungi; Ascomycota; Dothideomycetes; Venturiales; Sympoventuriaceae
Exons: 3
Coding region: 45-1994 (649 amino acids)
Source: RefSeq, a predicted model, not a curated record
GACGGGCUGGGACGCUGUCCCAGUUGGUUCUCGUUCGCUUCUACAUGGCGUAUAGCUCACACUCGUCCGACUCAGGGCAAACCAAACCAGCGGCGGCUAGUGUGAAGGUCGCAAAGCAAGGACAGCAUGGAUUCUCUGGGCCCUUCACAGCUGUUCCGGCACAGAGCCGUCGACGUCUUCGUGGGACACGAAAGGUGGCUUCGCUUGGAACAAUCGGAGAGGCAGCGAUCGAUGUCGCGUUAACGGCUGGAUCGCUUUAUUUCGUCGUCUAUGCAGGACUGGUCUAUACCCACCGCGGCGAACCGUCCGACUCGGAUUAUGCCAAAUCUCUGCUUAAAGCGGCUCAAUAUAAUCCUACCAUUUUCCCAAUCGCAUUCUCGGCCAUUGUAGCCAGAUUCAUGAUUGUGCUCGCACACGCGAAACUUGAAGCUGGCGCCAGAGUCCUCACAUUAGAACACCUUCUUCACAGCCGGUCUGUUUUCAGCACUUUCACUGCCGCACUCAGUUUGAGGUCUUUUCACGUCAUCACACCGUUGCUCCUCUUGUUGUGGGCUCUCUCCCCUCUAGGUGGCCAAGCGAGCUUGAGGAUUGUAUCUACUCAGCCAGCCUAUACCAUAGUGCCACAUAAUUUCACCUAUCUUGCUUACGCUUCGGCAUUUAGUAACGAAGGCGAAGGUUCUCCGUCAGCUAAUCUGCUAACUCCCAUCAACGCUGCAUUCACUUCAGCACUUGUUACAUCCAAAAGCUCAAAGGAAGCACACCAAGAUCCAUAUGGAAAUAUCAAGAUUCCGAUAUAUGGAAGUCUGCCUCCAUCUACAGGAGUCGACGCCACUGAAUGGAGGGAGAUUGCGGACGACGGGUCCAAAGUGACUUGGAGCUCGCUGACUGGAAUCCCCAUCGCGGGAUUGCCCACGACAGGUAUCUCAAACUUCACCAUGAACACUGGUUACAUGUACUCUACAUGUAAUGUGGAUGGUGAGGAGGCCGACUUGAACCUUCUCAGCUUGAGUAAUUCAACGAAUUAUGCACCUUCUGGUGGCUACAGUGGAGCCAAUUUCGCGAUUGCAGCCUCAUUUCUGACCUACUUGGGAGCACCUCCAGCGAACUUCACGUUCCGAGCACUCGCUUCUGAAGACUUUACCGCCAACAAAACAUUGACUGUUGCCAACUGCACCAUGUCUAUGGAAUACGUAGAGUUGCAGGUUCGAUGCGAUGGAGCGACCUGCAAGUCUCUUCGAGCACGACCAGCGCCAACUCCAGCCACACACAUCCAGUCGUUCUACGCCGAAGCCGCCAAAAAGAUCAAUCUUACAGACUACACGCCGUUGAACGGUCUGGCCCAACCAGGAGUUAGCGUCACGUCGUUUUGGAAGAACUUUGUCAACUCCACGAAUCCGUCGAUUGCCUGUGAUACUUCGACGUGCACGACGAGUGGGAUAGAAGGCUACCUUGUUGAUCCUAACAGUCCCUUUUCCUUCACAACAACACCCUUGAUCUGGCAGCAAGGCAACGAGCUCAUCUCUCAAAGAUUCACACAACUGAUCAACACUUACUGGAUCAACAGCGUAGCACCUCGCUCCACGACGGGGAAUUUUUCGGGUCCUACGGAGGCUAGCACGAAUGCAUACAACACGGAUAGCUUCGUUGGAACGAUCCAGACAGCGCAGGAGGUGCUGAAAGUGAACAUGGUGUGGCUUGUGAUUCUGCUGGUCGCUGCAGCAGCCAUGUUCCUCUGCGGGAUAUACAGUUCACUGAUGGGAAUGCGGCGAAGAGGGCCUGACAUACUGGACAGUUUCACCGCACUUUUGAGAGACAACCCUUACGUCCAAGACGAACACUAUUCAUCAAUGGAGGAUGCGAGCGCUCAGGCGAGGAGACUAAGAAACACCGUCGUGCAGCUUGGUGAUGUGCGGCACGCUGAUGAGGUUGGCCACGUCGCUGUAGGAUGGGCGAACAGCACUGGUCCCCUGGAUCCUUUGAAGAUGUAUGAUUGAGAAAACCAAAAGUGAC